Molecule: messenger RNA, 12529 nt
Organism: Gryllus bimaculatus (two-spotted cricket)
Lineage: Eukaryota; Metazoa; Arthropoda; Insecta; Orthoptera; Gryllidae
Source: the annotation of a GenBank genome assembly
UGUGUGUGAAAGCACUAGUAGAUUUAAUUGUAGAUUUGUAGUGGAGUGAAAGUGCAGCGUCGAGCGUCGUGCGUUGUGUUGCAGGAGGGCGGCGCGCGGUGCACCAAGUGCGGGCGGUGCUCGUUCGCGUCGGCGGCCGACCUCCACCGCCACAUGCUGGACUGCGGCGGCGACACGACGUGGAUGCUGACGAUGCUGCCGGCGGCGUCCCCGCGCCACGCGCGCUCGCGCAAGUGGCGGCCCUUCGGCUCGCGGCGCCGCCGCCAGCAGGGCCGGCGCGGCAUGAAGCGCAACAUCCCGUCCACGCCGCCCGCGCGCCUGCACCACUACCGCCCGCGCACCCGCCCCACCGACAGUGAUACCAUUCAACGUAUGAUAGCAAAUCUACCGCCAAAACGAUCAACACGACGUGUCAUCCAGUUUAAUGAAGAUGAAUCAAAAACACGCAACCAGGCCAAUAUUCAUAAUAUCUCGGUUGCUGCUGGCCUUUCCCGUCUGGCCCAACAGCGUAGUCGAGCUGCAGCUGCUGAACGCCAAGCAUCCCUGAGCUUACCUUCAUCCCCUGGUACUUCUCGCAAGGAACGCGCCCAAGCAAUAUUGGCACGGAAAAGAGCAACACCACCAUCUUCUCCAGCACAGAAUCAACUUCCCAACCGAUCUGCAGGACUCAGUUCAUCGGCUCCUGGAACACCGUUGAUGCGGCCUGCUCGACCCAGUUCUGUACCAAUACCCAUUGCUGCAGCCACUCGCAACCUGAAAUUAGAGUUGGAUUUGGAAGACGUAGCUUUGAGUGAAAGAGUUAGUAUAUUUAGACUAAAAUUAUCCUCUGGUCUUAAAGCCUUGAGGCGUGCAAAAGCUAGAGCAGUUAGAGCUAGAGUCAAUGCUAGUACUGUUAGUGUUGAUGUAAUCAGUGAAAAUAAAACAACACUGGAAGUUGAAGAGCUGAGUACUGCGGUCCCACGUGGUCGCACAACAAGGAGGUCAACUGGGGCAGUUCGAAGCUCUUCUCAAAGCACAAAAAUCACCAUAUCUGAGGACGUUGUGAGACGAUCAGUGUCAUUGGACAACAAAAAAACUGAAAAACCUCGUGCUGAUGUGAACUCCCUUGAUGAUUCUGAAACUGCUAAAUCAGAUACAGUAAAGGUCGCAAAAAUGACUCGAAGCAAGAAAAGUAAGGAAUCUGUAAAUGUUUCAAUUGAUCCUUCCCCAAAUCAAACUUCAGCCCAAGAAACGUAUGCAUUGGAACAGGACCUCCAAGACAGUAUUUUGGAUGAUGAUUUAUCCAAUAGUGUAAAUAAAGAAACUUCUAAUAUUUUGGCAGCAAUGAGAAUUGCAAUGAUGGAAAGUGAAAAAUCUAUCUUGAAUACCCAGACCACUGUAGAAGAAAAGGAAGAUGUAAUUAAUCAGGUGUCUCGGAAACGGACUCGAAGUAAGACUUUUGCAGAAGUAGAAGACAAAUCUAAGAAACCUGGCAAGAAAGUUAAAACAACUCCUCCACCUUCUUCACUCCCUCUUCCUCCUUCCCUUCCUCCUCCUCCUCCUCCUCCUCCUCCUCCUUCUCUUUCCCCUACACCUACUUCUUCUCCUCCCUUAAAAAUAUCUGAGGAACAGGACAAUAAAGAAGUUGUUCGAGAUUCUAUUUCUUGUGAGACAUGUGGUGCCACCUUUGUUUCUUUGUCUACACUAGGAAGGCACAAGAAAAAAUGUUCAAUUAACAGAUCAGAACCAGAUCAGUCAACAGAAACAACUGUUGAUGCUAGUAAUACAGCUGAAAGACAGCUUUGUCAGCAUUGUGGAAAAUAUUUUCCUUAUUCCCCAAUGUUUUGGAAACAUCUUAAAACUUGUCCCAAUUCAAUGUCUGAGUUAGUAAAAGACACUGAUGAUACGGGAGCAGAAAAAACAAAAAUCACUAGUAAAAUUCUUUCUAAGCGAACACCCAAGUCUAGUGUAUCUACAAGCCCACAAAUAGUAAUUUCAAAAGAGGCAGUAGAUGAAAAUGUGGCAAGUCCAGGAGGAAGUGAUGACGACAGAAUGCCUGAGCUGGAGAAAGUGGAACCAAUUGAAGUGGUUAAACGAAUUACACGUUCUCGAAAGGAAGAUCUUGCUGACAUCCCCAUCUUAUCUCCAGUUAUUAGUGAUGUGGAUCCUUCAGUACAGGAGCCUUCUGAAUCUGAUACAGUAUCUUUGCCUUUGUUAUCAGAAGCUGAAACACUACUUCCACCUCCUUUGUCAGAGACUAUUGAUGACGACCGAAAGGGAAGAAGGAGACAAAGGAAGGCAAGGGACAGUUGUAUUGAGAAAGAUCCUGCACCUUUUGUCUCAAACAUAAAAGAUGAGCCAGAAGUAGAAUCUUCAGAAGGGGACCAAGUUGUGGAAAAGGUUUUGGGAAGAACUAGAAAGAGUUGGAGGCAGAAUGAAACUCCAGCUACAAUGUCCGAGUUGGAAGGAGCAAAUGUUAAACCUUCUUCACCUACAAGAAAGCACAGAAGUAGAUCAAGAACUGGCAAAGAGGAAGACAAUUCACUUGUCACAAAGGUUGAAGAACAAGUUUCAGAAGUGAAUUCUAUUGAAGAAACUGAAGAUGCACUCAAGGGACUUCCUUUUGACAAUACUGAGACUAAUGAAACAGGUGAUUUUCUGGAAACUUCUUCAAAGUCAUCUGUUUACAAAAGACCUGAAAGAAGAACCAAACAAAGGGUUUUGAUCAAGGAAGAAGAUACAUCUCACAAUGAUUUGAAUGAAUCUAGUUUACCAGAAACACUUGAACCUGCUUUACCUGUAGAAAAUAAAGAGCAGAUGAUACCACUUGCUUCAAAUGCAGUGAAUAAAAAUAAGAAAAGGAACAAAAAGAAGAAAAAGAAAGAUUUUAAUCCAUUUGACACAAAUGUAGAUCUUUCAUCCUGCCCAGAUUCUGUUAUGGCAGUUCUGCAUGUUGAUCAGGUAAAGGAAGAAUUCACCCAAGAUGAGCGUCAGCUUGCUGUAUCAGUGAAACACUCUGAAGUGCCUGCUAGUGAAGAUCCAUCAUCCAAUCUUGGGAUACAUUCAGAUUCUGUAGAAUCUAUUGAAAUUGUCAAACCUAUUGUGAAUUCUGUGAGCUCAUCAGUGGUAAAAUCAGUUGAAGUAAGUAACAUUCACACAACAGACUUUAUUGUAACAGAAGAAACAAAGAACAGCAUCUCCCCAAACAUUGCAUCUGGGACAAUUUUGAGUGAAACAGCAGCCACGGCUGUUGAGGACUUGCCCAACAAGAGAAGAAGAAACCAGACUCCUAAAGUGCAGGAAGAUGCCACUCUUCCACCUGAAAAGGAAUUUUCCUCCAGCCCAAGGAAAUCACAUAGGUCUAUGCGGAGGCUUUCUCUCACCUCUCUUCCUUCUGAUAGUGAUUCUAGUCCUCAUAAGAGGCGAAGGUUUCAUUCAAACAACAAGCACGCACGCAGAUCCAGUUUAAGAAUUAAAAUUUCAGACAAGGAUUCUUCCUCAAAAAGUCCUUCUGAACCCCAGACUGAAAUUUCACCAUCGUCUGCUGAUCUUGUGGAUGGUUCCAUAAGAGAAUGUAAUAUGGCUUCGACCAUUCAGGACUCAACAGAGAUUAUGAAUUUGGAGGGAAAUGAAAAUGCAUUAGAAAAUGUUUUACAAAGUGCCUUAGAUGCAAAGGAAGAUUGUAACGUACAGGUGGAGGAACCUACAAAUGAAGAUUAUUUUGCAAUGGAUGAAGAAUCUUUGCCCAUUGCGAAACUGAGAGAUCCUGAUUUUAUGGUACUUUAUCAUUCCAGAAAAAUGGAAUCGAAGAAAGUAGAAACUACUGCAGGCCCUGCUUCUCAGAAAAAUACAGAAGAAUGUGAAACAAUGGAAGCAGAAAUUUCAAAAGUAGAAGCAGUUUUAGAAUCCUCCAAUUUGAUUAAUACUGAGAGUAGUACUUUGGAAGAAGAAAAAACCAUACAGGAGUCAAAUCCAAUUGCAGAUGUUAUUGAGGAAACAAGUAUACCACAGCAGACAUUGUCCCCAAAGAGACAUGAUGAGUCAUCGACACCUAUGGCAAGAAGAGAGAGAAGUGUAAGAAUAACCCGCUGGAAUUUGUCCUAUGAGGAAAUGUACACAUCUUCUGAUGUUGCAAGUGAAACAGACAGUCAGGAAUUUGAUACUAGCAUUGGAAAAGAACUUGCUGAUGUACCAGAUCAAGUGCUAGAUAAACCGAUGAAACAGAGUCAUAAGAAGAAUGGGCAUUUACCUGUAAGGAAAGGCAAAAAGGCUCAAAUAAGAAGAAAAAGUAUAAAGAUUCAGAUGGCCAAGAAUAAAAGACAUACAAAUAAAAGGAGGAAAACUGUCCAAAAGAAAUCACCAUCAGAUGUUAAAGAAAAUGCCAAAUUACAAACUGAAGUUGCACCACACAUUAAUGUUUCCACUGACAAGAUUGAAGGGUGUGUUCCAACAGGGGUACUGACUGAACAACAUCAGACAGCAUUAUCCAAUAGCGUAGGUAAUGAUACAGUAGCAGUUGCUGAUAGUGCGGAAGUUUUUAAAGAAGACUUGGUGACAAAUGUAAAGAAACGCAAAAGACGUCGGAGUACUGUUGGUGACAAUGUUAUUAUAGAAGUAACUACAGGUAAUAGCAAUGUAAAACCAGACAUUAUUGACAAUACUAUUACAAUUGAUAUGAAAGCUAAUGUUGAAAAUCAAGAAAACACUGGUACUGAUGCUGGUAGUCAAGAAAUGGAAACUUUUUCCUCUGGACCAUGUCCAGAAAUUCUAUCUGAGCAAGAAAUUGAUGAACUUGAAAACAAAACCCCCCAAACAUCUGAAACAGAAAAUACCUUAAAUCCAGACAUUGGUGAACAGUCAACAUCAGAAGUGAUUGAUUCUUCUAGAAGGAAGGAGAGACUCAGCAGCUCUGACUCACAAAUGUUGAAAUCUGUUCAGUUGAGAUACCAUUGUUCAAUUUGCAACAAAUAUUACUCCACUAGCUACAAUCUCCGAAAACAUGCAACAUCAACAUAUCACCUUGUAAAACUGAAUGAGCUGAAAGAAUCAGGAGAACUAGUGGAAACUGUUGAAGAAUAUAAUUUAAAAUCAAUUACAGAAUGGACAACUGUAAACAAGGAGGUAUCUUGUGAAAGUGUGCUGAAAGUUGAGCAUACAUUGGAUACUAGUAAUGCUGGUAUAAGAAAGAAGCCAAAGAUUAAACGAAAACAAUUGGAGGAAGCAAUAAAAAUCCUUCAGGAAAGUUCAUCAGGUUCUGAGCAUAAUAACAAUGGGUUAGGUAUGGAGGUUGUUACAAUGACAGGUUAUUUAAAAGAGAAUACUAGUUACGAGCCAAAUCGACUUUCUGACCUCCCUUUGAAAAAUGAAACUUCUGAGGGCAAUUCAUCUGGCAGCCGAAAUGAAAUUAGUUCUUCAGUGGGAGACAAAAUCCUUGGUCCCAGUUCUUGGUCUCAAAAUUCUUGUACUGUUUAUGCUGAACAAUCAACUGCCUCUUCAAGUUUCUCUGUUUCUGGAAACUACGAAAAACAUCUUCUUUCAGGGGAGUUGGAGUUCUCUGCUUCAACAUCUCCCGAUCAGGCUAAGGAGCGUUAUGUUUCCACAAAACAGAACUGGACGCCAGUAGAAGGUGUUCAAGAAAGUGCUCCACUGAAUAGUAGCCACAACAACAGCUCAUCUCUCCCAGAUGGAGAUGUGGCUUGGACGACUCAGAAAUCACUUACUCGUGUGCCAACUGUUGUACCAGGGGUAACACUCGAAGAAGGAUCUGUUGCGUCCACAAUUGUAACAGAACCGGUACCUGCAACAUCAUCAGUGUUGGCACCCAUACCAGCAACAGAUUCUGGUGCACCGCCCUGGGGAGAUGCAACUGCUGCGUGGCCCGCUGAGCCACAGCCAGGUGGGGAAGUGUGGUCGAGUGAGGAGGGCUCCUGGCAUUGGCCACAAAAUGUUCCAGACCUUAUCCCUUCGGAGACAUCUCAGUCAUGGGGCCAAGAAGGAUCCUUCUUCAGCCAAUUGGAAGGAGGGGCAAGUCUUGGUUCCAUCAUGGACUCUGUUAAUCAGAUCCUGGACAGCCGCGUGGACGGCGAGGCGGCGCUGGCGCCCCUGCCCGCGCCGGCCGCCUUCCUGUGCGGAGCGGGCGGCAUCCUGCAGACGUUGAUGGCUCGGCGCUCUCGUUGGGGAGGUAGGGAAAGCCCAGAAUGUCGAGCGGUCCAAGACCAAAGUCUUUUGUUUGAAUACCAGGACAAGGAAAUGGUGUGCCCGUUGUGCCAUCGUUUCUUCUUGGGAUUAAUGUCUCUCCAAGCUCACAUUGCCAGCAACCACAAGCAGGAGCAAGUGGGGCAAACUGCACGGCAACCUCGGCCUCGCAAAUCUUUAGCCAGUUUGCUUUCAUCAGCACCUCGUGCAAGCAUUGGAGCUCCUCGACUCUUAUGUAGUCAUUGUCGAGAGCUUCUGCCAGAUGAAACCUCCUUGGCACGACAUGUCAAAGAGGCUCAUUCUCCAACAUCUGCUGGCCAUCCCUCAAUUGCAUCUGAGGGAACAUCAACCCCUGACAAGCCCACUAGUGCUGAUCCAGGUGCAGCUGGUCUGCGCAUCCAAAUGUCGAAUGCCCUGGGAAGCCUGUUUGACCGCGCUUUGAGCAACGUGCUGGGCAAAGGGAAACGGCCUGGCGUGGCCCCUGACAGUGCCAGCCUCAACCAGCUGAGCCUGCUGCAAAUGACGCUGAAGCGCGGAGCUACAGCCGCCAAGGCUGCGGCGGCCGCCGCCAAGGCCUCGCCCGGCCUCGCUCCCACCGCCACCGCCACCGCCACCGUCACUUCCAUCUCUGCGGCCGCGGCGGCGCCGCCGGCACCCGCCGCUGUCGGGGACGCUAGUCUCGAGGGCGCCCCCAACGUCGCCUCCGGCCCGGGCCACGGGAGCGGGCGAGAGGCGCGACGCGGCAGCCUGGUGGGCGACGCGGACGACCCCGACGGCAAGGAGAGCGGGGCGGAACCCGACCGGCCCUUCGCCUGCCCGUCGUGCGACGACCGCUUCUUCACCCUCAGCUCCCGCAACCGCCACAUCGCGCGCGUGCACGCCCGCUGGCUGGGCCCCCAGCCGCAGGCCCAGGCCCAGGCCCAAGCGGCGGCCGGCGGCCCCGGGGCCCGCCCCGCGCGCCCUCGCCCCCGCACAGGCUCCUCGCCCGACAACCAGAGCGACGACGACCCGGACGACGUGGAAGGCUGGAGAGACAGCCCAACUGAUUGGAGUAUGGACCCAAUUGAAUGUGAAGAUGGUGCUGGAAGUUUCCUCUGUUCUGAUUGUGGGAUAAACUUUGAGAGCCCCCAAGAUGUCCUUCGUCAUCGGCGAUUAGAACAUUCUUCUCAAGAUGUUACAUCUAAUAUAUCAAUUGAUCAAGAAGCACCUGGAAGCCCCAAGCCCAGUGCAGAAUGUGUUACUGAUGAACAUGGAGGAAGUUCUGUUUCUGAAGCACAUACUUCUCAGGAGAUUGUAACAGGAGUAAUAUCUCAUUUAUCUAACCUGGUUUCUAAAGCAACUUCAGAUGAUAGUGCACGACGGCCAGAUAAAACAUACAGAAAAGAUAAUGAUCAUGCUGAGGCUUCUGGUCCAGUAGAGGCAGAUGGCAAUAUUGUAUCACUGACACAAAUACAGGUCUCUAGAGAAUCAACAAUUGUUGCUGAUUCUCCCUUGUCUUCUAUUAGUGAUAUGUCAAUUGUUAAGACUAAAGUUGCAAUAUCAAAGACUCCAUCCAAUUCAUUCCAUGUAGAUUCUCAACCAAAGAAAAAACAAGUCAAAUUAGAUUUACCUAAGAAAAAAGAAAGAUUAUCAAGAAAGGCUUUACAUUCUGGUGAUAUGGAUGAUGAAGCAGAUAUUGAAAUUAGAGCUCGAGCGGAGGCAGCUUUGAGGGAAUUAAAUCGUCACAAGGCCAGAGGUAGCUCUGGAUCAGGCUCGAAAUGGGGCCUGACUUUCACUGUCACAGAAUCACCCAAUAAGCAGGGUGGUGAUUCAGAGGGCUCUCUUGAAAGAAAAAACAUUGCUAAUGCAAGUAAUAGAUUUAAUCUCCCAUUGGUGAGAAAAUUGCCUUUAGGAGAGGGUCGUUAUGCCUCUCUGGUAGAAAAGAAAAAGAAGCACUCGUCAGUCUCUGCAGAUUCCAAAAAGACCCCUCCAGGAGACAGCCCUGAAACUGUCUCUGACCCUAACUACUUAGAAAAGUCGUCUUUAGAUAUCUAUGAAUUUGAAGAGGAAGAAGUCAGUCCAUCUGUUGACUUUGGAUUGAGAACUUCGCAAACAUCAGUUGAAGAAAAAGCAAAAUCAAAAGAAGCACCAGAAGUACAACCAUUUUUUCCUGUUAAUGGUGAGGUAGAAAGUGAAGGAGGGUUGGAAGAAGUAGUGGCUGAAAGCAAGGCUUUAAAAUCUGGUUUAAUCUCCAAGGACAUUCCAAAGAAAGCAUUUGAAAUGGAACCUAGUUGUUCUACUGAGAAUUCAAUGUCUGCACUUUCAUCUGAAGAUAGUUCUUCUUUGCCUGUAGCAUCAAAAGAUAAUGAUCUUCUGGAAUCCUCUACUAGUGUGUCAGACAUGGACUCUACAUCUGAAAAUUCAAAAGAAUCAUUUAAUUUAUCUGUAAAGCAGAAAAUGAAAUCAAAAUCAAAGAACGGUGAAUAUUCUCAGGCAAACAGUGUUGUGACUGGAAACAGAGAAUUGUGGAGAACUUCGCGAAGGAAAUGUGUUCAGGAAUCACAAUCUGAAGAGACAAGUGAUGAUAUCUGUGAUGAAAGCGAUGAUAGCAUGGUUCAGAAAACUGAUGAAAUUUCUGGUGAUCUUUCUAGUGACUCUUGUAAUUCCCCAAAACUCAAUUUGCCUACUAGAGAGUCCCAGCCACAUAAACGUCAUAAAAGUGAAAGUGAAACUAAAGUGCACCGUGUGUCAAAAAAUGACAACCUAUCAGAUCGAUCUUCUGUACCAGCAUCUCGCAGACGUCGAGCUAAAUCAGACUUAUUGAUAUCUAUUUUUGCUAAAUCAAAGCGUAACUUUAUGACAAAUAGUAUUAUUUCAAACUCAAAAAGCUUUGUAAAUAUUGAGCCCCCUAGUGAGGAUAUUAGUAGUGAUGAUAGUGAACAGAGUGGUGUGGUUGAAAAGAACGUUGUGUCUUCACAAGUUCUUUGAUGUUGGUGUCGUGAUUGUUCCAAAUAGUGAAUUUAAUUUGAAAGUCGUGUAUGUGGUAUUGUUUUUGUUUUUUUGUUAUAAAAAACUUCAGUGAGUCAAACAUUGUAAAUGAGAGAGAGUUAUGUGAAUAAUAAUCAUGUAUAUCAAAACUAUUUUUAAAAUAUUACAGUGUAAAAAUACAUAAUAUCUGCUAUGAGUUUAUAAUUUUUCAUCAGAGGUACUAUCUUGUGUAGGUGAGAGAUAAAUGUAAGUGCUGCCUGUUACAUAGUUCAUAGUCAAAAAGACCUUUUAUAUGCAUAUUGGAUUAUGUGUGAAUGUUCUAGUUUAUUUGAAAUUGUGCAUCUUUAUUAUAAACUUCCCACAGAGUGAACUUCAGUUGUAUGUAACAUUUUUAUUGUAGAAGAAAAUAAUGCAAUGUGAUAGUACUGCAAAGGAGAGAUUUAUCAGUGUGUGAAGCAGGAUUUGUGGUCCUGCUUAGUUCAUUUAUUGUAUAUUAAGUCACACUUUAGAUACAUUAUAUUAUAUUUAAUGUAACAGCAACAUUACUGCCAAAAUGUGCCUUUUUUAUAUAGAUUGACUUUAAGAUUUCGCAUUUAUAGAGAAGUUCUGUGAAUAGUAUUUUGCAAGUUCCAAGAUCCAUGAAAAUCAAUAUUGUGUUCAACAAUGCAUUUUUCCUUGACCAUUGUCAAUAUUCUGCCAUUUCUAGACACAAGGAAAGUGAAAACAUGCAAGUUUAUGAAAGGAAACUUGGAUUAUUUUUUCAGUCUGCUAAAAAUAAACAAAAUAAAUUGUGGGUUAACUAGUAAUCUGUACAUGGUGUGUUUGUGUAUUGUCUGUUGUGCACUCGUAUAAAAUUUCUGUCUUUUUCAACUUAUGUCUAUAACAUAUUUACUUAUGUCUUAACAUUCAGUGAAAAAGUUAAGUAAACUUCACAUUUUCCCAUACGGAAUGCAAAGUUUUCUGAUUUUCGUAAUCAAUCGUAUUCGGCAGCAUCAUGCUGUUUAAACUAAUGUGCUGGUGUUAAAAAGAUAAAGGUUGCAUAUAUUCAGUUUAGUUUUAUAUUUGAGCAACAAGCACAUUCCAAUGUGACUGUUCAAUGACUGAUGUAUUUAGAUUCAGUCAAGUAAAGUAGCAAAUGUAUUGAUGUAAUGGGUUUGAUAUUCACUGCCCCGGAAAAAUGGUCACAUUUUUAGAGUAAGCUACGUAGGACAUUUCAAUUAGUUUCUUAUCUUUUUGUGCUUUAUUUAUUUUUCUUGGUUUCAGUGCAAAACCUUUAUAUAUUAUUCAUACAAUGUGCCAGAAUAAACUGCAAGCAGUAAAAUUAUUUGUAUCAACCUUCUUGAUAAAACUUGAAUUUGUUACAACUGUAUUGUUAGGCAAAAUUGCAAUGAACAUGUGAUUCUUUCAUGCCUAGAAUUCCAUUAAAAGUAAAUUCAUUCUUGAACUAAUCAGUCAUAAUAUUUGGUCUUAGUAGCAAGAAUGUUUGUACCAUUAUGGUGAUAUUGACUGAACAGUGAAAUUAUGCAUUCUUCAAUAGUUAUGUUAUAAUUAUUCUUAAUACAAAAGAUGUGUUGUAAAUGUGAAUGUGUUGUUGUCUAGUGGCUGGCAUGGAUUUGUGUUCUUAAGCUGCCUAGUCGUUAUUUUCUUUUACUGGAACUUACAAGACAGUAUACAGUUCCUUAUAGAAGUUUAGUUUCUGUAGGUAAUAUAAUAUGAACGUUCAGCCACUUUGAGUCAGGAAGUUACUCAAGCCUUAGCAAGGUUUGUUGUAAGUAAAGAAAUGUGCUAGAUUAUUUGGAGACCCACUGAGAUAUAUCUAAGGUCACAAAAUAUCCCUCUUAGUGGAUUAAGUUUCUGUAUUGGCCUCUCCUGAACUUCUUUACAUCUGUUUUUAUUAUGUUUUUUUUUUUCUGCAAAUUAUGCAAGAUUUAUAUGGUGCAAUAGUUAAAAGUUAUAAUUUUGAAGUAGUGUUAUGUUUUGUACUAGAAUUUUUUAAUUUGCUGGAUUUUCUUGACUUCUUGCAUGGGUUACGCAAUUUUAUUCACAACAUUUUUAUUUAGAUUGGAGUUCUUAUUCAUCUUUAACUCUUAUUGUACAUGAAUUUGCAGGUUUAUACUACAUAGAUAAAGCAUUGCUUACAUAUAUAACUAGUAUAUUUUUCUAUUGUGGUAUAGAGAUUUGCAUAUAUAUAUACAUAUGUAUCAUAGUGAACAGUGAAUAUCAUAACUUUAUAUUCUGCAUUAUUGGCAGUUGACCAUAGUAAGCACAUUAUACUCGCCUGUCAGGAAGCAGGUUGUCCUUAGUCUAGUCUUUUUCAUUGUGUCCCAUUGCCAACUAUGACCAGGCAUACAUUGGAUACAAAUGGUCAUAAGCCAUUUGUGGUUCUGCCAAUAAGCAAACUAACCACUUCAGGGGAGCAGGGCAAUUCUCAGAUGCAGAGAAACAAUUUUAUGCAAAAUGAGACCUGGUCCUUCAUGCAAACCAAAGUAUUUCCAUAAAGCAGUUAUUCAAUAUUUUAUAAUGAUUGCUUAAUUUGACAGUUACAAUUAUUUUUUUUGUCUUUGUAUCAGUACAAUAUUAUUGUAAUGUUCAAUUCUCCCACGCUCAAGUAGAGCAGAAAUGUGUAUAUUAAGUUAUUGGUUUACUAUAAGAAAUGAAAAUUCAACUCAUUAGAGUGAAAUUUUGAAAAAAACAAUAACAAAAAACAGUUAUUGAUGAAUAUGUUCUUACAAUGAUACCUUAAGUAGAUGUAUAUAGUGUGCAUAUUCAAAGACUAUUUGUUUACUUUUCUUCAAAAUUAUUCUGACUUUCAAUGAUAUUUUCCCAUUAGGUCAUAACUUUAGGUUAAUUUCAUGAACAAUUGCAUUGUCAAAGACUUCUUAUAUAUAUGAGUUGAAUGAAUUUAUGUUGCACUCUUCACUUUUCAUUUUCCGUUGGCAUUCAUAUGUACAUAAUUCCACCAAAGUAUUUAAUAUUUAUUAUUUGUUAUUCUGUUCCUGCUAGAGAAUGGUUUUUCAUGGUAUUAAACAAGUCAUACCGUAUUGAUGCAAAAUUGUGAAAUACCUUUUCUUUUCACUUUCCUUCAAUAUCUAUACUGUUUCUGAGAAGUUGAAUACAAGAAAUAAUAUCUUCAUUACCUUCUUUCCCUCCUCCCAUAGAGUUUCGUCAUUUCAUUUUAUAUCUUCAUCAGAUCUGGAAGAAAUCCUGUUUAUAUGGUAUUGUGGUCAAAAGUUUGCAUAUUGUUAAUAGUUUAUUUUGCUAGAGUUAUAAAAUGGAAAACAGACUGGAAAGGGUGUCUGGAAAUCACAUGACAUAAUUUAUUUGGUCUGAUUUGUCGUAUAAAUUGGAAUAUAAUGAAUAUGGUGCUGUUUUUUCUUUUCUUUUUUUU